Molecule: messenger RNA, 1685 nt
Organism: Bombyx mori (domestic silkworm)
Lineage: Eukaryota; Metazoa; Arthropoda; Insecta; Lepidoptera; Bombycidae
Gene: Ubc6
Product: ubiquitin-conjugating enzyme E2-17 kDa
Exons: 3
Coding region: 210-665 (151 amino acids)
Biological process (GO): DNA repair; proteasome-mediated ubiquitin-dependent protein catabolic process; protein polyubiquitination
Cellular component (GO): HULC complex
Molecular function (GO): ubiquitin conjugating enzyme activity
Source: RefSeq, a predicted model, not a curated record
AAAAAUUGCUAGUUUCAUGGUCAAUUGCCAAAACCCUUCCCUGUGGCCGUGACGAUUGAAUUUUUAUGGAAUUUUUAGACAACGACAAAGAAAAGUCCACUUUAUUCGUACGUUCGUAAUACAUAGUUUUUGUAUAACGGUGUCAAAGUUACUCCAACUCAAAAGUAGAAAAAUCUCAUUGUGUUAUAACUUAGGUAUUGAAAAUCAAAAUGUCAACUCCAGCAAGAAGACGCCUGAUGAGGGAUUUUAAACGCUUACAAGAGGAUCCACCUACAGGUGUGUCAGGAGCUCCAACUGAUAACAAUAUUAUGAUCUGGAAUGCUGUGAUAUUUGGCCCUCAUGAUACUCCAUUUGAAGAUGGAACAUUCAAACUCACAAUAGAAUUUACAGAAGAAUAUCCAAAUAAACCCCCAACAGUACGAUUUGUAUCAAAAAUGUUUCAUCCAAAUGUUUACGCCGAUGGUGGAAUCUGCCUAGAUAUCCUGCAAAACAGAUGGAGUCCUACUUAUGAUGUUUCAGCUAUACUUACUUCUAUACAGUCAUUAUUAAGUGAUCCCAACCCAAACUCUCCAGCAAAUUCGAUGGCCGCACAGCUUUACAAGGAGAAUCGACGAGAAUACGAAAAGAGAGUGAAAGCGUGUGUAGAACAAUCAUUUAUUGAUUAGCAGGGGACACUACUGACUUUAUUUGUCAGCGUCACAUCAACAGUGUUGCCGAGGAAACCGGCGUAUACAUGCAUUCAUUGGAAUGAGAGUGUAAAUUGUAAAUUUUAUUACUUGCAUACUUGUUUGGACAUUUUCAGUCAAAAUUUAUAGCAAAUAAAUGUUUUCGUUUUGUUCAUAUUAAAUUUAUUAGUGAGAGUCAAUGCAAUUGGUGUAAAUCCAAAUUGGGUUUAUAAACCAAAUAUUAUCCAAUGGCAAUAACUUGAAAACAUUAUUUAAAAUAUACCAAGUUAUGUAUUAUAAAUAAAAACUACAAUAAUAUGUACAAUGAAUAAAUCUUUCAUUAAAUCACAUAUUUUCACAUUACAGGAAAACACUGUACAUAUUAUUAAAUAGUUAGAACGCGAUUUUUCUAGUUUAUCCUAAAACUAGUUUUAACCAAUAAUUACUUCAUAAAACAGUAAAUUGUGCAUGUAAUAAAGAAUUUAAGUUAAAACUAGUUUUAACUAGACAAAACAGAUAACACUAACUUUAUACCUACUAAAAAUCAUCAAAUCAUUGUGGUAUCGUAGAUUUUACCCUUGCACUAUAGUAAAUUGUGCUUAAUGAAACUAUAGCUUUUUGGGGAAUUCGUUCAAGCGUUUGAGAUUAUUUUUUUAGUUAAAUAAUUUCAAUAAUGCUGCAAACAAAUUUGGACUACAUAACUUUAAGAUUAAAUAUUAUUACGAUUUUUGGAUUUCAGUAAUAUGGCUUAGCAGAAAUAACCCAUAUUUUGAAAUGUGUAAAUGAUUACCAUAGUGUGUCUACUUAAAAUAUAAUGAAUAGUACAAGGUAAUUUCUUUCAUUUAUUAAAUUCAUAACUCUGAUAAAACAUUCAUAAUCCCAAAGCGUCUUGUUUUGUUUAAAGUGUUUUGUAUUAUAAUGCAAGAAAUUUAAAUCCUUUUAUAUUUAAAAAAUAGGUACAUUGUACAUGUAUUAUUGAAUUUUCAUCUUCUACAUAGUAAAAUAUUAUUUUCAGUUUAA